Molecule: messenger RNA, 6515 nt
Organism: Anopheles funestus (African malaria mosquito)
Lineage: Eukaryota; Metazoa; Arthropoda; Insecta; Diptera; Culicidae
Gene: GEFmeso
Exons: 7
Coding region: 815-5728 (1637 amino acids)
Molecular function (GO): guanyl-nucleotide exchange factor activity
Source: RefSeq, a predicted model, not a curated record
UGAUCAGUGCAGCAUCGGCGAUCGUCAACAAUAGCAGCACAGCAGGAAAACAAAGCACACCUAUUUUCUUCGCCUCAUUCUGCUGUCGCGUUUUACAUUUCGAAUGUUUUUCUUUUACCCUUUUAAUAAGUAAUUAAAUGGUUAGGCCGCAGUGUGUUCAAUGAGUGCGUGUCGUUUGGUGUAAUUACACGCCCGUGAAUGGCGGUCGUGCUGUUGCUGGGCUGUGUAGCGAUAAAGAUUUUACUGCCCUUAUGGUUAAUGCGCCUGUCUAACGUGUGACAAUUUGGUGGUGGUAUAUUUUUUGCUCCUGCCUAAGCAUUCCGCACGUCGAUAGUGAAUGGGAAUAUUCUAGUGCGUCGUGAUCUCGCUGUCGUGUAAUCGCAUAUGUAAAGCAAUGUUUCGGCACAGGUUCGAGCUGAAAUCUCCAGCAAGAAGGCUGCCUUAUUCUGCUCCCAUAUACUGCAUUGUGUGCUUGGUCUAGUGGUCCAUCCGGGGGUUGAAGUGUGUAAUAGUGCUAAAGUGUUGUCUGUUUAGUUGGAACGCACUGGAAGGAAGCGAUGGGUGCGUUAUAAAUGAAAUGUUAUCUAAGUGCUAUUUGCUACGGCAAUCAGCUGUCCAAUAGUACGGAAACAGUUGAAGUGGAGUGAAGCAAGAUACCACACAACCAUCAUUGCCAUCGCAGUUAGCAGCAGUUCUAAGGUAGUGCAUGGAAUUAGUGUAGUGCGUUUAGCGUGCGAGCACAAACACACCUACACCUACAAUACACACACAGCCACAUACCCCCGUGAAGGGGGUUGCUGCUGCUGCACAGAACAUGGAUGUGGAAUCGGACGGAUCGGAACGGUGGGAGGAUUUUUUCGGAAGCAGCACCGAUAUCGGCCCAUCGGUACUGGGCUACUUGGAUACUCUAGCCAAUAACUUCAGCGAAGAAGCUAAACAACUAGUCGAAUCGUCCAACAACAAACCCCAACCACCGCCACCCGAAGCGCUGAAAAGCAUUGCUCAUGCGAUCAAACAAGAAUCCACGGACGUGUUCAACAGCGCUGGGCAAUCGGGAUUGACUGACGGUAAGACAGCUAGUGUUGGAGCACCGCGCUCCAACGUAUUCAGGUCAACUGCAGCUUCCCCGAGCUCCGAUUUGAAUGCAGGAAGGGUGAAAAAGUUUUCCGAUAAAUUCUUCAACCUGGUGUCACCAAAUGUGCAACGGAUGGUGUCCAACACAGCAGAUACGAACGGUAGUAUCUUAACUAGCAGCAACGGCGAGACGGCCGCGUCAGCUGCGCCAUUCGUCCGCAACCAUGUCCAGUCCGCUUCGUUCAGCGCUCCUAGUCGAAAGCCUUCGAGAAACCCGUCGGCCGCUGUACCAUCGCAAGUAACGCAUCACAAGCAGCAGCAACUACCGCUGUCGAAAAAUAUCGCCAAACUUACACAUGUGAACAGUGAACUGAUCGAUCUCUUCAUCGGCGAUAUAAACUCCUAUGCCCUGAACAGGCACUAUCGGACGACGAGGGUCGAAAGUCCCGGUGUGGGAGAUAACACACCGAGUGCAAUGGCGCUGGAUACGGUGACUGGAACCGUAAUGGAUGGCAAUGGAAACAUUGCUACGGAAAAACACUUUACCCCAGUGGAGGAACUACAGAACGUGUCUGCAUUGCAGUUAAAAAUUCAAUCACUUACGGUAGAUUUAGAAAAAUCCGAUUCUUCCGUCGUCUCUACUAAUGGAGCGACGGAUAGUGACCAACUGGGCAGUCCUGUUGUCACUCCAAGCACUGAUCCUACCGAAGGUAGAGAUGUUGUGUUGAGAAAUGAAAUAAACAUGGAAGAUGCAUUCGUAGAAAAUUGCACCAACGCGGCAACGGAGCAUCGUAAUACCGUGGUAGAGGCGUUCAAUUACUAUCCCAAUCUUGGUCGAGACGUUCCGACCGGCGGUCAGCCAGACGAUCGGCUGACGACGUUGGCCGAUGCACGGGCAAAAUUGCUUGACAGCAACAAAAAUUGUAAGGUGUCCGUUCCUAACUCACCCAAAUUGACCACGCGCGUCAAUAUUGAGCAUUGUCCGUCAACGUCGACGCCAAGCCUGGAUACGACCACCAGUGGAUCACCGUACUCUAGCAAAGCAUCCUUGGUAAUUCCACCGAAUACGCCAGUGCUCAGCUCCAGACCACUCUCGGCGUCGUCCAUUUGCUCGUACUCGUCCAGUACUAGCAGUUCCGGUUCGGAGCUACAUCUGCCUGGGGGCAAAGGUAGUGCGCCAGGAUCAUACCAAGCAAGCGUGGAAAGUUUGGCCGAUCACAGCGAACCCGAGCAUAAUGGUAACGUUCUGCGGCAUUGCGAAGGAAUGAAUGAGCUUGGAUCGCCAAUCAUUACCUUUGUUGCCGGUAUGACAAUGUGCGAACGGGCGGUUCGGGAAAUAAUCGAUUCCGAAAGCAGCUAUGUAAAGGAUCUUGGACAGGUCAUAAGAGGCUAUCUGGAGGAUUGGAAAGAACGGGCAUGUCUUAAGCACGAUCAGCUGAAGGUACUGUUUAGCAACAUUCAGGAAAUAUAUGAUUUCAACUUUAAGCUACUUAACCGGCUCCGGGAGGCGAAGGGUGAUCCGGUUACGAUUUCAAACUGCUUCAUCGAUCUCCAUGCGGAAUUCAGUUGCUACACUACGUAUUGCACAAGGUAUCCGGAAGCCAUUUCACUAUUAACGACACUACUGCAAGCGACGCAUACGAAUGCGCUGCUUGUGUCAACUCAGAAAAUGCUGAAGCAUACACUCCCGUUGGGGUCCUAUCUGUUGAAACCCGUGCAGCGGAUUCUAAAGUAUCAUCUACUGCUCGACAAUCUGCGUAAACACUACAACGAUCAACAAGUGGCGUUGGCCCACGAGCUGAUGAAGAAAGUCGCACACAAUAUCGAUCAGGUCAAAACAAAGCUGGACCAGGCGCGAUUGGUAAAAGAGCUGGCGGGCAUUCUAGACGGUUGGCUUGGACCCGAUCUGUCCGUGUUGGGUGAUCUGUUACACGAGGGGCGUCUACUGGAGCACUCCAAGCCUCGCAUCGUGCUACUGUUCCAAACAAUGCUCAUCAUAGCAAAGCCAAAGGAGGACAAAAGACUUCAAUUUCGCGCCUACAUACCGUGCAAAAAUUUAAUGCUGGUAGAGCAUUUACCGGGCGAACCGAUCAGCUUCCGUGUGAUCCCGUUUGACGAUCCCAAAGGUGCACUGCAGCUUACGGCACGCAAUCGCGAUGAAAAGCGCCUGUGGACGCAACAGAUUAAGCAAGCGAUGCUACAACACUACACCGACAUACCAACGAGGGCCAAAGAGUUGGUCCUGCAGCUGGGAGAUGAAGAUGAACGUUUUACAGAUAAGCAGUACUGGAAGCGGCCAGCUAAUAACUCACCUAUUCCGGAAUACCUGGAACGUCGUCAGCAAUUUCGUCGCAGUGAGAUGCGGAUGAGAUCGAAGAAAAAUCUGCUAAAAAAAGAUAAUCCAUCUGCAACAUCUGUCAACGGACUGUCGACCCCAUCGUUCCGGUCGUAUUCUAACGAUUUGGAAAGUGUGUCAGUAGUUGUGCCGCUCGACCAACAAAACCAUGAAUCAUCUACCGAGGACUGCAAAUGUGAUGCGGUGAAGCGACAGUUGCAAGAGGAAAUAAAAACGCGUCCCUCUGCCCCUUCCAAGAAGCAAUCUUCUCCACCACCCAAACCUGCCCGUAGCCGGUCCGAGACUAGGGUUGGACCGGCAGAUGAUGAGGAGGAACGAUUGCUGAAAUCGUUGUACGAGCGAAGAAAGCUAUCCGCACCGACGAGACGCGGUUCGAAGGUUAAGGAGAGCUUCGCCAGUAUCCGAUCGUACAACAGCACCAUGAUACCGAAGCGGAUCAGCGAAAUACGCAAACGGCGCCCGAAAACUGUAACGAGUAGUUCCACGUUUUACACGGAUCUGGAAGUGAGCAGUGAAACGGGUGUAACGGAUCCAGAAAACACUGUAGAGCCGUCAGCUGCAGGACCCGCGUGCAGUGGAUCGAAUGAUGAUGAACCAACGACUAAAUCAACCGCAACCGAUCCAGCGAUCUAUGUUGGAGAAGAUCGUCAUCAGGUCACACCAUCGCACACUGAAUCGUGCUUGAACGAGGGUGAAUGUGGUGAGCAGAGAAAAGAUUCAGAAAUCAUAUCUCAGCUUAUUCUGGACGUGGAGCAGUUCAAUAAGGUACUAAACAAACCGUUGACGAAAAAGAAAUCGUUCGAUGCAUCUAGUUGUACUCGUCCGAUCGGUUUACUGAAUCCGGAACGGAAACCUGAACCUCCGAGCACGGAGCCACCGUGUGAUGAGGAGUUGGAGGUGGAUACUACUACCACCGAUGAGAAUGGCUCAUCUCACAGCCCCAAAGAUCAAUCGCAAAAGGAUAUCGUUUCUGGUUUAGACGAACCGGAACCGAUCUACGAAUCUUUGCUCCGCAACGUACACGUACCGUACAAGUAUGCGCCGCCAUGUUUGGCGAGACAUUCGUUGCCGUGUGGUGAAGGUAGCGGUAGUAGCAUGGUUUGCAAUGGGAAAACUUCGGGUCAAAACUUUACCGACAAUCAGUUUGCUAGAAGAACACGUCCAGAGUCGGACUAUGUGACAUUAGCGUAUUCGGAACUUGGUUUGCUGGAAGGUAUUGUUAGCGAGGACGCCAUGAGUUUGCAUGUUACGAAAGCGACCAGUCAGCACAAAACACCUCAGUUGCUCCGUAACAGUGAUACCAACAUUAGCUACCAUCGAGAAUCGAGCAGCCAGAAAAAGGAAUCGGACGAAGAAGAAAAAACGUCCCAGCCUCCAACAUCUCCCUUCGGGGCCAGUGGACCGGAGGAGUCUUGUUCGUUGGAACAGCCGUUUCUCGAACGACAAGGAAGUCUCAGCAUGAAGACAACGGCACACAAGAGCUUCCUACAACGGUUCAUCUCGAUGCACUCUUCAACCUCCACAUCCAUCGCAUCGUCCACCACACUGGGCAGUGAGGGCAAUUUGCUGCAUUCACUACAGCGCAAACUUUCCGAGCCAAAUGGCGGUGGUUCGUUCGGUCACAUCUACAAACAGGGCAGCAUCGAUUUGGGAUCACGCAUUGCGCAUCUGGACUACGCCGACCCAAAGACGCUAUUCUGCCAACCGUUGUCAGCGUCCACCACGUCUACCACGGGUCUCGCGGUUCUCGCAAGUGGCGCUAGCGGAACGAACCAGAACGUGCUCAUCAACCGGGCAUCGAUGCAAUCGGUAAACAACGAUCAGCAACGGGACUCGGUGCUGGCAUCGAGCUCCUCCAGUGAUAGUGUGUGUGAGGACACCAGAAAGAUGGGAUUGUACACGCAGGAAGCCAACAACACCGUGUACGAUGAUGAUGAACAGUGCUGCUUCUACGAGCGCACAGUUGAGGAGUGUCUCGAGCAUGAUUUCCGCGAUUCGGCAGUUUACAGUGGCGAUGACAAUGAUCGGCAACGUGCAAAUAUUGGCACAUCCGAACACCAGCAUCAUCUGUACGAAGCACUGGCUCCUGUUACAUCUCCACGCGCUAAACAACGAGCCUCGGGAGAGGGUCAUCAACGGAAUUCGGGUCCACCACCGCCAAUCCCGGCCAAACCGGCGCAUCUUGGCCAAUGUAAGCGUCAACCGGUGGCAGUCAUUUCAAACCCGUCUGCAGUAAAGCAGCCAACCGCCACCAAUAGUCGAGGUUGGGUUUUGCAGCAGGUUCGACGAUUUCAGUAAACGGUCACGGAACGAAGUAUGGAAUUCGAUUUAAAAUGCUCGGUAGAAUUAUUACAUGUUUUAGUGUAAAGGAAGUGCCUCUGCCGCACCGCGUAUCUUUGUUGAUAGUGAGAAAGAGAGUGCUGCUAUAGUAAAGGCGAUUAUACAGCAACAUAGGGGCAGUGGUAGCAUAAAACGGAUGGAGCCAACAUCCGUCUACAGAUUUCUAGAACCACUCUUUCUCGGAAGUUGCCAAAGAAAUGUAAUUUCGAUCAAUUUAAUUGAUGUAAACUAAUAGCCGUGGAUGCGUCAAAUUAUUCCGCCCGGCCCUUGGACUGGCCCCGUUUGUGGCCGUUUAUGUGCGCUUCCACGAGUGCAAUACAGUUUAGUAACAUUAGCUAGAGCCCUCAGUGCAAAAAGGUCGGCUCUGUGCAGCACUUUAUUGUCGUAGAAGUUAAGCCACUGUAUGUUUUUAUAACACUGUAUUUAUCUGCAGUUUCAUGCAAUUUUUAUCAUUCAAUAGAUUUUUAACCUUCUUCCUAUGCACAGCACAUCACAGCGCCGCAAUAUUAGCGGUGGAAUUCUGCGCGUGAACUUAAUGUGUAACGCAGGAAUAAAUGUUGUGCCUUGCGUAUCUGAGUACGGAAGAGAGCAAAAUAUUUUAUUUGUAAUUUAUUAUGUUCGAACAUCACCACCUGUCAUGCUUUGUCUAUAUCCCCACAGAGCCUUGCGAAGGCAUGGUAUGGCAAUAGAAUGAAAUAGCAAAUGAACUAACGCAAUUAAUUAAAUAAAUUGGAUGGAAUUUUAA